Molecule: messenger RNA, 2721 nt
Organism: Ectocarpus siliculosus
Lineage: Eukaryota; Phaeophyceae; Ectocarpales; Ectocarpaceae
Source: the annotation of a GenBank genome assembly
AUGGACGCACAACCACUUUGCAAGGACACCGUCCAGGUGAUGCACUCCCAGAUCGCCCUGCUGCGGCAGACCGUGCUAGACCUGCGGGAGACAAAGGCGCAAGAGAUUGGAGACCUUCGUCGGCAAAUCGACGCCCUCGAAACGUCGGGUCCAGGCAACGCGAAAGCUCGGUUCGACGACAUUGACUCGAGACUGCGGGCGGUAGAACAGCAGCCUGGUGGGAGUGGAAUGGUGGGUACCAUCGGCGAGCGCGAGGAUCGGAUCGAAAGUCGAGUUGCGGCGCUCGAGAGAAAGCUUCUGGCCGAUGCCGAGGGCGCCAAGGCGGCGGCGGCGGAGCGGAAGCGGAGGCUCCUCGAUCGGCUGAUGCGACAGACAAUCGUCCUGCGAAACACGAUUAUUGCGGAAGGGAUGGCGGCAGGCACAGAAGGGAGAAGCGAGGGGGAAUCGGAGGCGGCCCAAGAGGAGGAUUGUUGGGCGGGGGUGCGGGAGGAUAUGGUGCGGGGUGGCCGUGGUAGCGGUGGUGUUGGGCAGGCCGCGGAUGAGGAGGAGCUUAUCCUCACGGCACGCGCCAGGCUGGCCUGGCUAGAGAGUUGCGCCGAGAACACGCCGUCUUCGGGGGGGAUCGCCGGCUCCGGCCCCGCGGGCAGCGGCGAUGAUGCCGAGACGGAGCGAAACGACCAACCAGCAACUAGCGACAAUGGUGAUAUCGAUUUAGUUGUCCCCGAAGAGGGCGGUACGCCAGCAAGUGGUAUGAGUGAUGAUGUUGGUCAGCGGCGGGCGGCGGGCGCUUUGCCGGCGGAGGCGUGGACUGCGCCCGGAGAUGAAGGAGGAGGAGGCCGUGGCGGCGGCGGCUGGGCUGGAAGGCGCCGAAGCAGCGGGGGCACCGGUGGCGGCGACGCGGACGGGGAGGUGGCCCGGCUGUGGCGCUGGAUGGAUGAAAUUGAGAGCCGCAUCUACCGGAGAUGUUCCGACAGAGGAAGACUACCUUCACGGGGGGCUGGAGACGUCGUAACCUCCAAGGCUGGGGAGGUAACCGGCGCCGACCUCCAAAACCUCCAGGAUUCUGUCGAGCUCUCGUCGCUCGCAAUGGGAAACAAGCUUGAGGAAGGCCUGGCCACACUCGACGAGCGCAUGAACCUCUUAGAAGGCAACGUCCGGUCGGUGAAAGCCAGGGCGCUGUCAAGGUCGGCACUCGACGCGGUGUCCGCUGCCGCCACUGCCGCUGCGGCGGCUGCCGUCCCAGGCGGCAGCGGGCACCCGCCGCCGCCGCUCGUGAUCGCCCCGCCCGACGACAGCCGGAUCGAAGAGAUCCUGGCCGGCGUGCUCGGGGACGAGAUCCCCACGCUGCGGCGCGACUUGGGAGGCGUUACGGAGCGGGUGGCGCACUUGGAGGCGACGGUGGCAGAAGACGGCGCUGGGGGGGCGGGCCUGAGCGUCGAGGAGGCGGCCGCCGCUGCCGCGGACGCGGCGUCCCGGCUGGCCAACGAGGAGACCCAGGCAAGGUUGGCCGCGGAGAUGUCGGCACUAGAGGAGAGGGUGGACCGGCGCGCCAGGGAGGAGGCCAGGCGGGCGAGGGAGGAGCGGGAGGCCGCAGAAGCGCGGGGGGCGAUGCGGCGGGUGUCGGCGACGGUCUCGGCGUACACGGCGGACUUGGCGACGCGGCUGGACGGGCUCAAGUCGGAGCACGAGGAACAGGGGGCGGUGGUGACGCGAACGGCGGAGGAACUUGCCGCCGCCGAGGCCGGCCUGAGGACUCUAGGGUCGGAGCUCGUUGGGCUGGGACAGGUUGCCAACAGCGUGUCCAUGGUUGUGGACGGGAAAGCCGAUCAGACGGACGUGGAGGCGUUGAAGCACGCCAUGCAAAGGCUGGAUGCCACCGUUACGGCCAAGGCCCGGGGAAGCUCGGCCACGGCGGCGAGAGACGCCGAGGCUAUGGGAGCGCUGCAGGUCGCCUUCAGGGACAUGUCUGCCAGCAUGGAGGGAAGCAUUCGAAAGCUUCAACAGGCACAGGCGGCUGCCGGGAGCAUCAAGGUCAAGCCCCUGCUAGACAGAGUGGUGAAGGAGCUCACCGAGGCAGGCAUGCUGCCGGACCCAGACGCCGGGCAGGGCGCUGUAGGGCGCUCGAUGUGUCUAUCGUGCAACCGCCCGAUGACCGUCGCCGGAGACCAAUCGAGCAGCAGGUUCGCCUCGCAGUUCCGAGGAGGCACACUCGGCAGCCGUAUGGAGAAGAUGUCAUCGAACAACCCCAUGCACAUCAACAAGCCGUCGGUGAUCUGGCGGGGGGGGUUCAAGAUGCCGCCCCACAGAGUCCCAGCAAGCGCCCACGAACGACAACGGCAGCACCACCACCAGCAUCGACAGCAGCAGCAACAACAACGGCACCGGGCUGAAACAGCCGGGGCGGUGGGAGAUGGCGGCCGGCGCGCUGGUGACAGUGGGGGAGGCGGGAGAAUCACGACAGGCGCGUCCUCCUCUCAGAUUCUGCCGCCGUCCGACGAAGUGCUAGGGCCAGGGGGAAUUGAUGCGUCAAGAGAUGGCAGGUUGCCAGGGAUUCCUAACAUGCUCGAUAGUACGAGCGCGGGGGGGCGUGAAACCGGGGGUGGUGCCGGGGUUGUCGGCGGUGUAGUAGGGGUAGGGGGUAGGAAUAAGAGGGUGUCGGUGGGCUCCUUGGCGGCGUCGUCCGAUGCGCCUCACAGGGGGAGGUUUGUGCGGCAGCGGUGA